Molecule: messenger RNA, 2082 nt
Organism: Auxenochlorella protothecoides
Lineage: Eukaryota; Viridiplantae; Chlorophyta; Trebouxiophyceae; Chlorellales; Chlorellaceae
Product: Serine/threonine-protein kinase TOUSLED
Exons: 9
Coding region: 1-2082 (693 amino acids)
Biological process (GO): intracellular signal transduction; peptidyl-serine phosphorylation; chromosome segregation
Cellular component (GO): nucleus
Molecular function (GO): protein serine/threonine kinase activity; ATP binding
Source: RefSeq, a predicted model, not a curated record
AUGGCGGUGCUGGGGAACCUGAACGGGAGCAAUGAGGCUCGCCUGGCACUGCUGGAAAAACGAUUCGCCAUCCCUCCCUCCCCCGCCACGAGCCGCGAGGCCAAUUCGCAACUGAGUUGCCCCGGCGCCCGCGACAGCACCCCCGGCCCAGAGAACGACGCACCCGAGUCCCACCGCACGGAGGCGCCGUGGCACAGCCUAGACGGUCUAGAGCUCAGCACGGACAUCAACGCCACCAAGAAACGCCGGCGAACCUCCCUCGGUCCCGGCGCCGCUGGUGGCAGGGGUGGUGUAUCACCACCCCAGAACUCCCUCCCCGGCUUCUCCCCUUUCCGGCCCACUGCCCACCCCCAGGAGCGGGACCGCGAGGCCAGCCGCGGAGCUGCCAGCAGCCCCCCCAGCUCCCGUCGCCAGCGCAACACCAUCAGCCGCUACUUUUCCACCAGCAGCAAUGCCAACAGCAGCGACGGCAUGGCGGCGGUGGAGGCUGCGGUCAAGGCCCAGACCGCCGCGCUUGCCGCCGCCGAGCUGCAUGCAGCCCAGCUCAAGAUGGAGGCGGAGGAGGCAAGGCGGGACCUGCAGGCGGCGCGGGCGGCGCGCGAGGACGCGGAGGACCGCCUCGCCGCCAUGCAGGCGGAGCUGGGCGAGGCGCGGCGCGCGGGCGCCGCGCAGAUCGCCCACGUGCGCGCCACGCUGCUACGCCUGGCCCGCACCUGCGCGGCGCUGGAGCGGGAAAGCACGGCACAGUCGCUGCGCGCGCUGGCGCCGCGGCUGGGGUCGCUGGGCGUGCGCCGGCGCGGCAUUGAGGUGCAGGAGGUGUGGGAGGAGGGCCAGGCCUUCAGGGAUUUGCGAGCCAAGCUCACCGCGCUGGCCGAGCAGCGCGAUGCCAUUGAGGCCGCCAGGAAGGCGGCCAAACGGCGGCUGCCGCUGCCGGGGCAGCCGCUGCCAGAGGAGAGGAAUGAGGGCACGGACGCUGCAGGGACGUCGACGUCCACCCUCCACCCAGAGGACUGGGUCGUCCAGGAGGAGAUCUACAAGGCACGGCUGGCAGCCACCAAGCGGGAGGAGGAGAUGGUCAAGGUCGACCUGGCCCGCCUGGAGACCGAGAAGAUGCUGUACAUCAGGGACCUGAAGCGGGUGCGGGACGAGGACGCGUCCCGCUUCUCCAACUUCCCCGUGCUGAACGACCGCUAUGUCCUGCUGGACCUCCUGGGUCGGGGCGGCUUCUCGGAGGUGUAUCGUGCCUUUGACCUGUCCAGCCAGCGUGACGUGGCCUGCAAGAUCCACCAGCUGAACGGGCAGUGGAGCGAGCUGAAGAAGGCGUCCUAUGUCAAGCACUCGGUGCGGGAGUACCACAUCCACAAGAAGCUGCACCACCCCAGGAUCGUGUCGCUGGUGGACAUUUUUGAGAUCGACAACAACACCUUUGCCACCGUGCUGGAGCUGUGUGAGGGCGGCGACCUCGACUCCUACUGCAAACUGCACGAGGUGCUGCCGGAGAAGGAGGCACGAACCAUUGUGACCCAGGUGCUGUCCGGCCUGCAGUACCUCAACACCAAGCCCCACUCCGUCAUCCACUACGACCUCAAGCCUGCCAACAUCCUGUUUGACGGCGUGGGGGAGGUCAAGCUCACCGACUUUGGGCUGAGCAAGGUGGUUGAUGACGGCCAGACGAUGGGCAUGGAGCUGACCUCCCAGGGCGCCGGCACCUACUGGUACCUGCCGCCCGAGUGCUUUGAGGUACGGCGCACGCCGCUCAUCAGCAACAAGGUGGACGUGUGGAGCGUGGGCGUCAUUCUGUACCAGAUGCUGCUUGGCAGGCGCCCCUUUGGCCACGACCAGUCCCAGGAACAGAUCCUCAGGAAUGAGGUGAUGCUCAACGCGCGGGAGGUGAAGUUCCCCACCAAGCCAGCCAUCUCCCAAGAAUGCAAGGACUUCAUCCGCAGCUGCCUGGCAUACAAGCAAGAGGACCGGCUGGACGUGGCGGCGGCAGCGGCGCACCCUUACCUCAGCGUCAAGUCACGGGAAAGGCGGCAGUCUGUCAGCGGCCGGGAAGCCGCUGCCGGGCAGCCAACCAGCUGA